AUGGUGGUGGGUUAUGCGUUGUGUGGGUUGUAUGCGGUGGACUGUAUGCGUUGCAAGCUAUCUGUCGAUGGUGCCGAAUGGUUUAUAUACACUCUCUAUAUCGAGCACCCCCUGGACCACCAGGCCGAGGGGGUGUAUCGCACAUCCCGUUUGGGCUGCGGUCUGGUAGUGAUAGGAAAUGAUACGAUUUAG
Messenger RNA from Plenodomus lingam JN3, 192 nucleotides. NCBI's taxonomy places the organism in Eukaryota, Fungi, Ascomycota, Dothideomycetes, Pleosporales, Leptosphaeriaceae. The record is from RefSeq and is a predicted model, not a curated record.